UGAUGAUUCAGGGCAACCCCUCCUCUCUUGUGCUGUCUGUGUGCUUGUUGUGGGGUUGUCCCUCGGGGUGCAAAGCUUGUGUACCUGCCUUGAAGUUCGUCCUUACGUUAGAGAAGCAGCAAGGACAGGAGAACACCACGGACAAGAACUGUGAAAGUUGUGUUGUAGCUUUCUUCUCCUUCACGGCAGAGCAAUACAGAGCAAGUCGAAAGCACAAGAAGAAGAAGACACAGGAGAAGAAGAAGAAGAGGAAGAAGAAGCGGACAAGACACCAUGAAGCGGCAGUCUGCUAUGGUGAUGGCCCUCGUGGCCGUUGGCCUGGUGUUGCUUGCCGUGUACCCGUCAGAGGUUGAGGGGUACUACGACUGUAAAUGGAACAAAGACCACAACGGGAACACCAUCGCGAGGAUAGACUGCGAUGACAAUCCGGCCGCAGCGACCUUGGAUGGAUGUCAAACGGAGUGCGACAACUACUAUGGAUGCAAGGGAAUUGUGUGGAUCCCCAACCAAUAUGGAUGGAAGGAUGGAUAUAUCUGCUGCUUCCUCAAGAAGAAGAUUGGCAAACUGCAAUCCCAGUAUAACCGUGUCACCUGCAAGAAAUAUUAAGAGAGAGAGAGAGAGAGAGAGAGAGAGAGAGAGAGAGAGAGAGAGAGAGAGAGAGAGAGGCAACCGCAUGCACUGGGUUGUUACGUACGGAUGAGUCACGAAGAUCAGGAUCUCGAUGACCCUCCUCAAUGUUCGUGCAAAAGUUCAUCUAUCUAUCUAUCUAUCUGUCUAUGUCCAUUGAGGAUAAGUCUUUAAGGGAUCUGUGAAUAUUAGGGGCAAUGGACUUGGCAAGACAGUGGAGUGUUUAACUGGACGGGCAGUCUAUUCUUUCCUAUUAUGGAAAGCAAUCAGUGCUAGUAAGGGAGCUUGCAUGCAAGGGAGCUUGCAUGCAAGGGCACCUUGCGGUGACUGACUAUGGAUGUGCAUAUUUUGAAACCUGCA
Molecule: messenger RNA, 987 nt
Organism: Chara braunii
Lineage: Eukaryota; Viridiplantae; Streptophyta; Charophyceae; Charales; Characeae
Source: the annotation of a GenBank genome assembly